Molecule: messenger RNA, 1602 nt
Organism: Arachis stenosperma
Lineage: Eukaryota; Viridiplantae; Streptophyta; Magnoliopsida; Fabales; Fabaceae
Product: ankyrin repeat-containing protein ITN1-like
Exons: 3
Coding region: 527-1558 (343 amino acids)
Source: RefSeq, a predicted model, not a curated record
CAUGUACGCCGUCCAAAUCCAUAACCCUGGCAAGACGCACGUCUGGCUCGGAACUUUCGAAACUGCAGAGGGGACAGCGCGUGCGUACGACGCAGCGACAAGAGACAUCCACGGCGCCACGGCGAAGACCAAUGUUCCGAUGGCGGAGAAGCUUCUGAACAACAGCAACAACUUCGUUCACAUUAACAACAACACAUGUAGCCCGAGUCAGAGUAGCACGCUUGAUUCAUCUUCGCGGCUGCCGCCACCGCCACCGUCAGUCCAGUCCUAGGCGCAGCGCACGCUGAAACCGUUUUUUCCGCCUUUACUUCUGCCGUCAUGGCGUUCCCAACAGCGCGUCCUAUCAUAUUUUUUGAAAUGUUACAUUGUGCGAUGGAUCGAGAAUGAGCCGCCAGCGAGAUGUGUCUCAUAGACAAUACAACGACUUCGAUUCUUCUUCUGUAGUGGACUACGAGAGCAUGUCAUACAAGGGGCUAUUGGAUCUCGACCUCACCAUCGCUCCUGCGGAAUAAAAAAAAUAUACAAAAUGAAAAAGACCCACCUUAGGGUUGAUCAAAUUCUGAGUUGCUUGGGGAAAAAAGUUACUCGCCUUGAUGGAUCGCAGCUUCAAAAUGCUUCUGCAUAUGAUGCAAUGUUGCAGGCAGCGAAGUAUGGAACCAUUGAGUUCAUAGAGUUGAUGAAAAAAGCUAAUCCAGACCUCUUAUGGGCCACUGAUAGAAACAAGAGAGGCAUAUUCGCGCAUGCGAUUUUGAAUCGCAAAAAAGACGUGUUUGACCUCAUACACGAUGUUCACGGACGCAAGGAGAUAGUUCUUUCUCGCACCGACGUGUUUGGCAAUAACCUUCUACAUCUAGCAGCACAGUUAGGGCCUUCCUCUGCUCUUGCUCAUAGAUGUGGUGCAGCUCUCCAAAUGCAAAGCGAAAUUCAAUGGUUUAAGGCCGUGGAGGAAAUUGUGCAUCCCAAGUGUAAGGAGGCGAAGAACGAAGAUGGGAAAAAGCCUCAUGAAAUAUUUAUGGAACAACACAAGCAGCUGGCGAAAGAAGGGGAGAAGUGGGCGAAAGACACAGCUAGUGCUUUCUCCGUUGUUGGUACUCUUAUCACUACAAUCCUCUUUGCCGCGGCCUUCACUCUCCCUGGUGGAAACAACCAGAGCAACGGGGAACCCAUGUUCCUGCAUGACAGGGCAUUUACCGUCUUCAUCGUAGCAGAUGCAAUAUCACUCUUUGCUUCUUCGACUUCAGUCUUGAUCUUCAUUGGGAUCCUCACGUCGAGUUAUGCGGAAAAAGAUUUCCUGAAAGCGUUGCCAUGUAAACUGCUAUUUGCCCUGGUGACUCUGUUUUUUUCAGUGGUCUUCAUGAUGGUUGCGUUUUGUGCAGCACUUUUUGCCAUGUUCAAAGGAAAAGAGUAUCAGCCGCUGGUGAUAGUUGCCAUGGUACUUGCAAGUAUUCCUAUUAUUGUAUUUAUCCCAUCGCAGCUACGCCUCUUCGUCGAGAUUUUCGAUUCCACCACCAGGUCUAAUGUGUGCAGUUCCAUUAAAAAAGAAAACGCUAAGCGUUAACCACCUAAUUCAUAACUUUGUAACUUUGAUGUUGGUAAAACUAG